AUGACUUUGCUCGCACUGGUGGCAAGGGCAAACCAUGCUGCUGCUUUACCUUUAGUACCUCAACUGCUUUACUGGAACUCCAUUCUGCCAAACAAACUGAUGCCGAAAGCUCUCAGUGAACUUGUCCAACCUGGUCUGUGUUUGUAUUUACAACCUCAGACUCAAGAGAGCUCCCUUAUUCCACCGUUUUACUGA
This is a messenger RNA of Prunus armeniaca (apricot), 195 nucleotides long. The record is from the annotation of a GenBank genome assembly. Lineage: Eukaryota; Viridiplantae; Streptophyta; Magnoliopsida; Rosales; Rosaceae.